Molecule: messenger RNA, 1494 nt
Organism: Ilyonectria robusta
Lineage: Eukaryota; Fungi; Ascomycota; Sordariomycetes; Hypocreales; Nectriaceae
Exons: 1
Coding region: 1-1494 (497 amino acids)
Source: RefSeq, a predicted model, not a curated record
AUGGCUACGGCAAAGGAUUCCCUGUCGCCGGAUGAGCCUCUACGCAGGCCGAGUUUCCAAGCGUAUACCCCUGCCAACCCAUCACGCCUGGGCCAAACUUGGAAUGCUGAUGACACCUCGACUGAGCGUGACCCUUCGCCUCAGUCUCCUUCUUCCAAUUCGACCAAGUCUCACCGGAGCAUUGCGGGUCUGUCUGCAACAUCAGACCGAAGCGAUGAGUUCUCUGGUACCCGAACAACAUACCCGCCGGUUGGAACCGCCCAAGGUCAAGGCCAGAUAAGGGAAACUCCGAGAAGGUUUCGUGCAGCUAUCCAGAUCCCCCACCCAGCUAUUCAGGUCCCUCGCCCAGCUAUCCAGCCUUUUCACACACAGCUUGAUCACCCAGCUAUCCAGCUCCCUCACCCAACUGUCCCUCUCCCUAACCCAGCUGUCCAGCUCCUUCACCAAGCCACCCAACUCCCUCUCCCUCAGGUGGAUUCUCCCCUACCUGAGGGGUCAUGGGUUAAUAAUAUGGGACAGGUAUUUCCGCCAACACCCCCUGGAUUCGAAGAGAAUGACAGAGGUCAAGCCAGACUGUACAACCUUCCGUUGGGCAUGAUUCCGAGUAGGUAUGCUCCACUGUCUGUCGACCCUAAUCCUCCGCAUAGGUUGAUCCAGGUUUUCGGGCCAUCGCCACCCCCUGUUCCUGGUCCUAUGCUCGGAGAUCAUCCAGGUCCCGAUUUCCCUCGUCCUCCCCUGGGUUCCCAAAUGCCCCCCGGUCCCCCGUUCGGUCAUCACCCAGGUCCCGCACCACCUGGUCUUGCCAUGGGUUCGCCUAUACUCACUGGUCCUCCCCUCGGUCAUCAUCCAGGUCCCCCUUUGCCCGGUCCUCCCGUGGGUUCGUAUAUGCCCGCCGGUCCGCCUCUCGGUCAUCACCCAGGUCCCGCUCCACCUGGUCCUCCGUUCCAUCACCAUCCAGGUCCCGAUUUCCCUCGUCCUCCCCUGGGUUCGCAGGUGCCCAUCGGUCCUCCUCUCGGCCAUCACCCAGGCCCGGCUCUACUUGGUCCUCCCGCGGGUCCGCAUAUGGCCCCUGUUCCUACACUUGGUCAUAAUCAAGGACCCACUGUACCUAGGCUUCCUGAGGGCUCUCGUAUGCUCACUAGUCCUCCGCUUGGUCACCAUCCGGGUCCUGCUUUGCCUGGUCCUCCCGUGGGCUCGCAGAUGCUCACUGGUCCUCAGCUCGGUCAUCGUCCAGUUAACACUUUGCCCGGUCUUCCCGUCAGUUCGCACGAGCUCACGCCUACCGCGAACUACAUGCCACAACUCUCUCACUCCGUGUCGUUUGAUCCGAGUCGAAGCCCGACGCGAGACAGUGGACCAAACAAGACUCCACCUAAUGCAGAAUCCCGUGGCGAUGAUACCUCGCCUAAGGAGUUUGUUCUGAAUCCUACGUCGCCAGUCUGGGCUCCUGGUGACAAUCUUGGAGUCAACUCAACCGAGCCUAACAAGCACUAG